GAGGGAGGCGCUGGGGACCCCCUGCUAGUGGUCACCAUCCCCACCUGUGCCCACAGGGGCAUCAUCAACGUGGCCUCGUCCACCAACCUGCUGACAGACUCCAAGAACGUGCAGCUGGUGCUGGACCCCAGCCUGCAGCUGCUGAGCCGAAAGCAGCGCAAGCUGAUCCGUCAGAACCCCGGCAUCCUGCACAGCGUCAGCUCCGGCCUCCAGACAGCCAUCAAGGAGUGCAAGUGGCAGUUCCGCAACCGCCGCUGGAACUGUCCCACCUCCCAGGGCCCCAACAUCUUCGGCAAAAUCGUCAACCGGGGCUGCCGGGAGACAGCAUUCAUCUUUGCCAUCACCAGUGCAGGUGUGACACACUCGGUGGCCCGGUCGUGCUCGGAGGGGUCCAUCGAGUCCUGCACCUGUGACUACCGGCGCCGUGGCCCUGGGGGGCCUGACUGGCACUGGGGGGGCUGCAGUGACAACAUCGACUUCGGUCGCCUCUUCGGGAGGGAGUUUGUGGACUCCAGUGAGAAGGGCCGAGACCUGCGUUUCCUCAUGAACCUGCACAACAACGAGGCCGGGCGCAUG
Molecule: messenger RNA, 576 nt
Organism: Cyanistes caeruleus (blue tit)
Lineage: Eukaryota; Metazoa; Chordata; Aves; Passeriformes; Paridae
Source: RefSeq, a predicted model, not a curated record